This is a messenger RNA of Spirodela intermedia, 13193 nucleotides long. The record is from the annotation of a GenBank genome assembly. Lineage: Eukaryota; Viridiplantae; Streptophyta; Magnoliopsida; Alismatales; Araceae.
AUGGAAUGGGUCGUCGAAUCGUCUCCGGCGACUGUCACCCGGCAGAGUAGAAAAACAGCGACUUUGCAGCUCUCUGGCGGCUGUCACCCGACGGAAAGGAGCUGGAUGGAGGUGGGGCGCGUGUCAGGGAACUUCAUCCUCAGGUCCGCACAGCAAGAGGAGGCUCUUCAUCGCAUCUGGUACGCUCUCAAGAGGUGGUAACUCGUCUCCCGGUGAAUCGUCCUCUUCCCGACGAUGGCUUGUUCGUCGAUCAAUCGAAGAUGCUUUACUCGAUGGAUUCGCGAUCCUUUUAUCGCGAAUCGUUCAGCAAUUUUAGUAACAAUGCUCCAUGAAUCGUGUUGACGAGAUUUUCACCGAUGAUCUAGUGAUUCUAGUUGCUUAGUCCUUCACUGGCGAUCUGCAGGAAAGUCGCAAUAAUCAGAUAAAAAUAUGAAUUUUGGCUCUGAGAGGAUUUAAACCCGCGCCAGUUGCCCGCCCCUUCUGGGGAAGAUGACGCGGGUUUAGUCCCACAUCAAUUGAGCGCUGAAUUUUCGGGCGAAUAUAUAGUAAUGUUAGAUCUCUAAGCAAGUCCCUUUCUCGAACGUGUACAACCACUCCUUGCCCCACAGCCGGCUGGCCACCGGUGAUGUGGAAGGGGAGUGGCACACACGUGCCCUAUCAGUCCAAACCGUUCAAGCCCCUGCUUGCGGCUCCUCCCUGACUGCGCUUCCGACCCGCUUGGGGGCCCGGCUGGCCGGCGGAUCCCCUCCAUUUUGUAAUAUUUUUAUUUUUAUUUCUUUUUCUCAAAAGUAAGACUGUAAAAAUCAUAUAAAAUCACAUAAUUACCUAAAAAUUCACGUUACUCAACUGAAAACCACUUUUCACACUUUAACACAAAUAUAAGUCUAUUUAUCAUGAGUUAAGGCUAAAACUAUAUUAUUUACUAAUUAUUAACUCAUGAUAAUGAAGACUUAUCACACCCCCCAACUUAAAUCAUUGCUAGUCCCUUAGCAAUGGAAUUACGAAAAUAAAAAUUUACAAAUCUCAAACAUCAUAUUCCAAUACAUAAAAAAAUACAAUUAGAAAUGAUGCACCUUUAGAUACUUUGGACUCUUAUAUCAAGUAUUUAAGAAUGAUGUCAAACACUUCAAUGUUUAAGCACUCUUUGGAAUAACAAUCUAGAAUUCACUUCUUCUAUUCACAUCUUUAUCACUUCUUCACUCAUAGAUAUAUUUACAAGAUGUUCCAAUUAUCAAUACUCAUCCAAGAAUAAUAUUGAUCCUACAUUUCCAUUUUUUCAUGGCUUGAUUUUUGAAGUUUGCACUAUAUUUCUUCCUUCUUUUUUUUUUUAUAUAUAUAUAGUGGAUAAGUAGCUUUUCUUGUAGACAAAUUUUGACAAUAAGAAUGAUGUCUCACACCCUCCAUGUGUACUCUUCAUUUUCAGGGCUUUCACUUUAUCCACUUAUUUUGUAGCAAGUGUUUUUCUAUACACGAUUUUCGACAAUAAGAAUGAUGUCUCACACCCUCCAUGUGUACUCUUCGUUUCUAGAUUUUUCACAUUACUCUCUCUUUUUUUUUCGAAAUAAGUGAUUUCUCCUCACAAGUCCUAUAGAUCAGGGUGCAAAAAUCUCUAUUAAACUCAAAUGAUCAAUCAAAUUUUCACACCAAGUAAAUACUAUCCAUCAAGAUCAUGAAGUGAAAAUCUGUAAAAUCAAAUUCAUGUUAUCUAUCAUGUAUCCAAGGAGUAUUCCAACAUUUCAUGCUACUAGAUCAUUCUUUUGACUUAAUAAUAAUCUUCCUAGUAUCUUUUGGUAUCAAUCAAUCUAAUUGAUUUAAUUUUUCAUGCAUGCAAUAUGAUGUAAGAAAUUUAUAAAUUAGAUAGUUCUGAUAGUUCUGUUUUCUAUUUUCAGUUUUAUUUUUAGCAACAAUAAAUUUGUCAAAAAUAAAUCAAAACUAUCCUCUUUAUAGCUGUAAUUUUGAAUUUUAGUAAUAUAUGUCUAGGGGAUUGAAAUGUGAGAAAAGGGUCUCUAGAAUUUCAAAUUUUGAGCUGAUUUUUGUCUGCUAUUUUUGACAAUCUGUUAUUCCUGACAGAAAAUCAGAAAAUAGAUGUUGCAGUUUUUUCGAAUUUUAUUUUAUUUUUUAAUUUUUCAGUUGCUGUUCUAAUGCAAACACAUCUUCUUAAUCGUCCUACAGCAUAAAUUAAUGAUGAAUACUUCACCCCCCAACUUAAAAAAUGACAUUGUCCUCAAAGACACAGAAAAAUUGAAACAGAAUGUCCUCAAGUCAAGCAUGCAUAUAUACAGAAUUAUGCAUAUAUGAUCAGUUUGUAAGUAGUACAAGAUGGCGAUAAAGCUCAGAAAGACAUCACCUCAACCUUGUUUUUAAUUUUUCACUUCAUCUUACACUCCUCCUCAUACACUUUUUUGAAAAAACAAAUACAGAAGUAAGUAUUGCAAAAUUUUAAGAAAAACAGAGCUUAGAAAAAAUCAAAUAGAAUGAAAUAAAAACCAUGGGUUGCCUCCCAUGCAGCCUUGAAUUUAAUGUCUUCAGUUGGACAGCUCUUAGAUCAUAUAAGAUGAUCUAUGGCCAUCAAAAUAUAUUUGUAUCCCAAGGUAAGUUUCAUGAUAUUCUUUUUCAGAUUUAGCAUAAAUUCAUAUACUUCAUAUAUAUACCUUGACAUACUCUCAGCCAAAACAAAAUGGAAAUCAACAAAGUUUCCCCAAAAAUAUUAUUUCCAUUUUGAAAAGAAUCUUUCCUUAUUUCUCUCUUGUUUUGUAAGGCUCUCAUUCAUUAAUAAAUACUUUCUAUUAAUAGACCAUAAAAUGUGAUCAGGCCAUAUAAUUUUCAAAUUAGCUCUUACCCAAUCUAGAAUUUUUUUCAUCUAAAUUUAUAUCUCUAAUUCUUCCACUCACCCAUUUCUUAAUGUGUUCUUUUAUCUGCAUAAUCUUCCCCUGCUCCAUUAUAUCUUCCAUACAUAUUUAUUCAAUUUGCGAGGAGUGAAAUAUUUCAAGCUUAGAAAUAAUUCUAAUGGGUUGUGGGUUUUGAAGGAUGGAAGGAUUGUCUUCUUUAAUCUCAGAUCUAAUGAAUUCAGUCAAAUUCAAAUUUUCUCCUCCAAAAUUAUCUCUAUAUUCAUAUUCAUUAUUUUUGUUUCUCCCCAUUAGUUGAAUUAACUCUUUUUCUAGUUUUUCGUUUCUCAACUCAUCAAAUUCUUCAUCCCAAGAGCUAUCUUUUAAUUUCGAUAUAUGAUAUACAUCAUCAUCCUCACUAUCAACAUCUAUGGCUGCAAAAGUAUGAUUAGAUUUAUUAAUUUUGUCUCCUACAUCUCCCAAAUCAACUGAUUUUUCCUCACUUGAAAUAUGUUUUUCUUCAUUUUUGUCCUUACUCUCUUCUACUAAAAUUUGGAUGAUUCUUCCAUGAUCAGAUGUUGUCUUUUCAUCUAAGGGCUCUUUCUCCUCAUCAUCCUCACUAUAUUCAUUCAUCAAUUGUGAGCAAUAAAUGAUUUUAUUCAAAUUUUCUGCUACUAUAUUUUCAGCCUUAAUAUUCUCAUUUACUUCUAAUGGCUCAUCAAUUUCUUCUAAUAAUUAGAAAUAAGGAUCAGGUAAAAUAUUCUCACUCAAUGUAUUCACUGUCCUAACAUUUUCAUUUCGUGGGUUUUUUUCUAAAUUUAUCCAGCUAGACUCUCCUUGUUGAAAUCCUACUGCUGGACGGUUCCCUAGAUUUUCUAUGGGCUGACUAGGUAGCUGUCCCUCUUCUCUCUUAUUCCCAAGAGCCUCUAUAAUUUGCUUCUAGUGCAGCAUCAUUUGAUUCAUAGUUUGUUGCAUCAUUUGGCUCAUUUGCUGCAUCAUUUCCAUAGUAUCAAGUUGGGUUUGAGAGGGCUGAUUUUUCUGAAAUCUGUGUUCCUAUUUUGGACGAAAUUCAAAAUUUGAAUUGGAUCUAAGUGCUUCUGGAUUUUGAAUAUUAUUUGAGUUUCUCCACGAAAAAUUAUUCCCCCAAUUAGGAUUAUAAGAAUUAGAAAAAUAUUUCCUAUUUUUACUAAAAUCGUGGGGUACCUGCACUUGUUCUUGCUUAGGAUGAUAUUGAAAUUCGAAAUGAUCAUUUUCAUCAUACAUAGGACAAGCACUAUAUGCAUUCAAUUGAAGGUUAAGAGGCUUUCUAAUAUUCUCAAUAAGUAAAUAAAGUUUUUCUAAUCUUUGAUUAAUCUAAUUAACCUCAUUUCUAAAUUUAGAAUCAUCAUUAUGAUGUAAUUCAUAAAUUCCUCUCUUCUUAUCCCUGUCAUAUAAUUCAAAAAAGGCUUGAUCUCUAGAAUUUUCACUUAAAUUCUCAUAAAGACUGUAAAUCUCAUCAGGGGUUUUCUCCAUAAAAGCUCUUCCACAUAUAGAAUCAACCAUAUCUCUAUGUUAUUCUAAUAAUCCAUCAUAAAAAAAUAUAUUGAGCUGCCACUUGGGUAUAGCAUGAUGAGGAUACUUUCUAAGUAAAUCUUUGAAUAUUUUCCAUGUCUCAUGUAAAGUUUCUCCUAGUCUUUGAGAAAAACUCCAUAUAUGUUUUCUCAUAUUUUGAGUUUUACCUAAAGGAUAAAAUUUUCAAAGAAAGGCCUGUUCUAUGUCUUUCUAGCUACUUAAUUAUCUAUCUAAUGUAAAUAGUGACGUUACUUAGUCGUUGUAUAUUAAAUCACGCAAAUAUAAAAUUUAUAAAACUAGAAAAUACAAAUUUUCAGAUAUUUAGAAGUAUUUAUGAACAAAUGUAUCAAUUAUAAUUCAAUAAAACUUUCAAAAAUAGCGAUAAUUUUGCAAGUUGAUCACAGGGAUGUAAUAUAAUAUCUGGUAAUUAUUUAGAAUUUUCCUCAGAGAAUAAUAUUUUAUAUGAAUUUUAUACUAAGAAAUGAAAAGGAAAUAUAUUUUAAAUUCGCGAAAAAAGGAAAUAAGGGUGCGGGCAUCAAGAAGACGUUAGUGCCCGGCGAACACGAAUCGGGCAGAAACAGAGUUAUGCCCGACGAUUCUUACGUAAGCGAUUACAGACGAUUUAAUUGAUCAAAUUAAGAUCUAUAAAAGAUGGAAGAAUCGUAAUGAAAUGAAAUAUAUGUUGGUAAAUUUAAAAUCAACAAAUUAUCACUAAAUGAAAUGGAAAUUAAGUUGAAAGCAAGAAAACAGAGUUCCGGCGUCAAGACGGCGAUGCGUCGGCGAUGCACCGGAAUCCUGAGCGUUCGGGAGGAUCGUCGUGCAGUGUCCACAGCCUCGAAGGCUCUCCUUGGACAAAGACGAUGUGGGCAAUCUCUAGAUCUUCUCGCGAAGUCUAGAGAUUAAUGAAAUGGGUCGUCGAGUCAUCUCCGGCGGCUGUCACCCGGCAGAGCAGAAAAAUGGCAACUUUGCGGCUCUCCGGCGGCUGUCACCCGACAGAGAGGAGCUGGAUGGAGGUGGGGGGCGCAUGUCAGGGAGCUUCAUCCUCAGGUCCGCGCAGCAAGAAGAGGCUCUUCAUCCAAUCUAGUACGCUCUCAGGAGGUGGCAACUCGUCUCCCAGCGGAUCGUCCUCUUCACGACGACGGCUUGUUCGUCGAUCAAUCGGAGAUGAUUUACUCGAUGGAUUCACGAUCCUUUUAUCGCGAAUCGUUUAGCAAUUUUAGUAGCAAUGUUCCGCGAAUCGUGUUGACGAGAUUUUCGUCGAUGAUCCAACGAUUCUCGUUGCUUAAUCCUUCACCGGCGAUCUGCAAGAAAGUCGCGAUAAUCAGAUAAAAAUAUAUGAAUUUUGACUCUGGGAGGAUUUGAAACCGCACCAGUUGUCCGCCCUUUCUGAGGAAGGUGUGACGCGGGUUUAGUCCCACAUCGGUUGUGCGCCGAUUUUUCGGGCAAAUAUAUAGUAAUGUUAGCUUUCUAAGCAAAGUUCCUUCUCUCGCGUGUACGACCACUCAUUGCCCCACAGUCGGCUGGCCACCGGUGACGUGGAAGGGGAGUGGCACACACGUGCCCCUAUCGGUCCAAGCCGCUCGAGCCCCUGCUCGCGGCUACUCCCCGACUGAGCUUCCGACCCACUUGCGGGCCCGGCUGACCGGCGGGUCCCCCCAUUUUGCAAUAUUUUAGUUUUAUUUCUUUUUCUUCAUUUAUCUCAAAAGUAAGAUUGUAAAAAUCAUAUAAAUUCAUAUAAAAUCACAUAAUUACCCAAAAAAUCACAUUAAUCAAUUGAAAACCACUUUUCACACUUUAGCACAAAUAUAAGUCUAUUUAUCACGAGUUAAGGCUAAAACUAUAUUAUUUACUAAUUAUUAACUCAUGAUAAUGAAGACUUAUCAUGCUGUAAAUGAUUUAAGCAUUCAUCAAAUGAUUCACCAAAAACAGAAAAAUCGUCCAUAAAAAUUUCCAUACAUUUUCCAAUCGUAUCAGAAAAAAUAGACAACAUACAUCUUUGAAAUGUGGCUGGAGCAUUACACGGACCAAAAAGCAUGCGUUUAAAAGCAAAAGUACCAAAUGGACAAGUGAAAGUUGUUUUUUCUUGAUCUAAAGGGUUUAUAUAAAUUUGAUUAUAACCAGAGUAUCCAUCUAGAAAACAAAAAAAGUUUUUUCUAGCUAAUUUUUCUAGAAUUUGAUUAGUAAAUGGCAGGGGAAAAUGAUCUUUUCUAGUAACUGAAUUUAAUUUUCUAUAAUCAAUGCAAACCCUCCAACCAGUAGUUAAUCUUGUUUGUAUUUCAUCUCCAUUUUUGUUUUUGAUAACCGUGAUCCCUGAUUUUUUUGGCACCACUUGUGUAGGACUAACCCAUUUGCUAUCUGAAAUAGGAUAAAUAAUAUCAGCAGCCAGCCACUUUAAAAUUUCUUUUUUUACAAUUUCCAUCAUGUUAGGAUUUAAUCUUCGUUGUGGUUCCUUGCUAGUUCUAGCCCCCUCCUCUAGAUAUAUACUAUGCAUGCAUACACUCAUAUCAAUGCCCCUUAGAUCAUCCAUUUUCCAGCCCAUAGCCUUCUUUUUUUUUCGAAGUACAUCUAAUAAUUCUUCUUCCUGUUCAUCACUCAAAUCAGCUACAAUAAUAACAGGAAAUGAAUUAUUUUCCUCCAAUAACAUAUAUUUUAAACUAGAGGGAAGAGGUUUCAACUCUAAAUUCAGAUGAUCUUCCUCUUUCUUUUCUUCUAAAUUUAUAUUCUCUAUUUCCUCUAAUUCUUCCAGCACACAGUCAUCAAUAACAUCUGGAUCAUCAAAAUCAUCUAGAAGAUCUAUGGUAUGACAAUCAUAUACUUGGGAUUUCUUAAGAUCAUUUGAUACCUCAAAAAAUUUAAUUUCUACUGAUUGAUCUCCACAUGAAAUUUUCGCAAUACUUGUGGGAAAAUCAAUAUUCAUCUUUGCUGUAUACAAAAAUGGUCUCCCUAGGAUGAUUGGCAUAUCAUAAAACUGUCCAUUAAAAUCCAUUUCCAACACUACAAAAUCAGCUGGAAAUUUACACCCUUUAACUGUCACUAUCACAUUUUCUAAAAUACCUUUAGGAUGUUUUAUGGAUCUAUCAGCAAAUUGUAAGGUAACAGUAGAAGGUUUAAGAUCAGAAAUAUUAAAUUUAUCACAAAUACUUGCAGGUAAUAAAUUAAUACUAGCACCGGUGUCAAGUAAUGCAUUCUGAAAAAUGGAUCCACCAAUAUCACACGAAAUUAAAGGGACACCUGUAUCUCUCAAUUUAUAUGAUAAUUGAUUUAAUAAUAAUGUACUAGCAUGCAUAGAUAAUUUUUCUACUCUAGGUGCCCUUUUUGGUGUACACAUUUCUUUCAAAACUCUAGCAUAUUCAGGAAUAUGUUCAAUGGCAGUGAGUAAAGGAAGACUAAUUUGCACAUCUUGUAAGAUUUUCUUUAUUUCUUCAUUGUGUUCCUUUUUCUUUCUUUGUCUAGGCUCUAGAGCUUUAGGAAAUGGAAUGGUUGUCCUCUCUUUCGAAAUUUCCUUGGUAGAAUCUAUAAAAUCCUCUUCUACUCCUAUUUGAUUUUGUUUUGGGUUGUCCAUAUUUUCUUUUUCUUCUAAUGUUUGGGGAUAAAGAUCAGGUAAAAUCUUACCACUCCUUAAUGCAUUCACUGUCCUAACAUUUUCAUUUCGUGGGUUUUUUCCUAGAUUCAUGCUACUAGACUCCCCUUGCUAAAAUCCUAUUGUUGGACGGUUCCCUGGAUUUUCUAUGGGCUGACUAGGUAGCUGUCCCUCUUCUCUCUUAUUCCCAAGGGCCUCUAUAAUUUGUUUCUGGUGCUGCAUCAUUUGAUUUAUAGUUUGUUGCAUCAUUUGAUUCAUAGUUUGUUGCAUCAUUUGGCUCAUUUGCUGCAUCAUUUCUAUAGUAUCAGAUUUGGUUUGAGAGGGCUGAUUUUUCUGAAAUCUGUUUUCUUGUUUUGGACAAAAUUCAGAGUUUGAAUUGGGUCUAAGUGCUUCUGAGUUUUGAAUAUUAUUUGGGUCUCUCCAUGAAAAAUUAUUCCUCCAAUUAGGAUUAUAAGAAUUUGAAAAAGGUUCUCUAUUUCUAUUAAAACUGUGAGCCACUUGCACUUGUUCUUGCAUAGGGUGAAAUGAUUGAUCUAAGUUAGAACAUUGAAAUUCAGAAUAAUCAUUUUCACCAUACAUAAGACGUACUAUUUGAAUUAAGUUGAGGGUUAAAAGGCUUUCUAAUAUUGUCAAUAAGUAAAUCAAUUUUUUCUAAUCUUUGAUUAAUCUAAUUAACCUCAUUUCUAAGUUUAGAAUCAUCAUCAUGAUGCAAUUCAUAAAUUCCUCUCUUCUUAUCCCUAUCAUAUAAUUCAAAAGAGGCUUGAUCUCUAGAAUUUUCACUUAAAUUCUCAUAAAGACUAUAAAUCUCAUCAAGGGUUUUCUCCAUAAAAGCUCCUCCACAUAUAGAAUCAACCAUAUUUCUAUGUUAUUCUAAUAAUCCAUCGUAAAAAAUUAUAUUGAGCUGCCACUUGGGUAUAGAAUGAUAAGGACACUUUCUAAGUAAAUCUUUGAAUGUUUCCCAUGUCUCAUGUAAAGUUUCUCCUGAUCUUUGAGAAAAACUCCAUAUAUGUUUUCUCAUAUUUUGGGUUUUUCCUAAGGGAUAAAAUUUUCAAAGAAAGGCAUGUUCUAUGUCUUUCUAGCUAGUUAAUUCUCUAUCUAAUGUGGAUAGCUAAUGGCUAGCUUUGUCCCUGUGUAUGAGGAAAUAAUUUCAUCUUAAUAAUUUCCGACGUAACUUGAGGGAGAUUAACUAAAUCAUAGACAAUAUGAAAUUUUUCUAAGUGCUGAUGAGGUUCCUCUAAAGGCAAUCCAAGAAAAUUAGGGAGCAUUUGAAAAAUUCAUGAAUUUAUUUCGAAUUUAACAGUGGGUGCUAAUGGGACUCUAAUAUUUGAUGCUCUUUGAAAUGAAUCAGGGAUAUAAUGAUUUUUCAUGGCCAUAGGAUUGUUCUCAGUUUGACCUGUACUUCCUUCAAGAUCCAUCAAAAUUAAUUUUUCUUUCGGAUUUUUAUUUUUGAAUGAAAUAAUGAAAGGAUUUUCUAGUCUUGGAUGCAAGGAUCUUCUACCAUGCAUAAAAAUCAAUAAAUUCGAGGGAAACAUUUAGUAAUUGUUACCCUCCUUCAGGAUGUUCCAAUCCUUGCCUUGCUUCUUUUCGUUCCCUUUUUCUAAAAAAAAUUGGCAAAAAGAAAAUAAAACAAGAGUUAAAUUUUUUUUGUGUACUCUAAGAGAAAAACAGAAAAAUACUAAAUAUUAUGCAAUACAUCCCCGGCAACGGCACCAAAAUUUGACGCGACUUAGUCGUUGUAUAUUAAAUCAUGCAAAUAUAAAAUUUAUAAAACUAGAAAAUACGAAUUUUCAGAUAUUUAGAAGUAUUUCUAAACAAAUAUACCAAUUAUAAUUCAAUAAAACUUUCAAAAAUAGCGGUAAUUUUCCAAGUCAAUCACAGGGAUGUAGUAUAAUAUCUGGUAAUUAUUCAAAAUUUUCCUCAAAGAAUAAUAUUUUAUAUGAAUUUUAUACUAAGAAAUGAAAAGGAAAUAUAUUUUAAAUUCACUAAAAAAGGAAAUAAGGGUGCGGGUGUCAGGAUGACAUCAGCGCCCGGCGAACGUGAAUCGGGCGGAAACAAAGUUCCACCCGGCGAUUCUUACGUAAGCGAUUACAAAUGAUUUAAUUGAUCAAAUUAAGAUUAACAUCUGGUAAUUAUUCAGAAUUUUCCUCAGAGAAUAAUAUUUUAUAUGAAUUUUAUACUAAGAAAUGAAAAGGAAAUAUAUUUAAAAUUAACGAAAAAAGGAAAUAAGGGUGCGGGCAUCAGGAUAACGUCAACGCCCGGCGAACGCAAAUCGAGCGGAAACAGAGUUCCGCCCGGUGAACGCAAAUCGAGCAGAAACAGAGUUCUGCCCGGCGAUUCUUACGUAAGCGAUUACAUACGAUUUAAUUGAUAAAAUUAAGAUCUGUAAAAGAUGGAAGAAUUGUAAUGAAAUUAAGUAUAUGUUGGUAAAUUUAAAAUCAACAAAUUAUCACUAAAUGAAACGGAAAUUAAGUUGAAAGCAGGAAAACAGAGUUUCGGCGUCGCGACGGCGAUGCAUCAGAAUGCUGAGCGUUCGGGAGGAUCGUCGUUUAGUGUCCACGGCCUCGAAGGCUCUCCUUGGACAAAGACGACAUGGGCAAUCUCUAGAUCUUCUCACGAAAUCUAGAGAUUAAUGAAAUGGGUCGUCGAGUCGUCUCCGGCGGCUGUCUCCCAGCGGAGCGGAAAAACGGCGACUUUGCGGCUCUUCGGCGGCUGUCACCCGACAAAGAGGAGCUGGAUGGAGGUGGGGGGCGCAUGUCAGGGAGCUUCAUCCUCAGGUCCGCGCAGCAAGAAGAGGCUCUUCAUCCAAUCUAGUACGCUCUCAGGAGGUGGCAACUCGUCUCCCAGCGGAUCGUCCUCUUCACGACGACGGCUUGUUCGUCGAUCAAUCGGAGAUGAUUUACUCGAUGGAUUCACGAUCCUUUUAUCGCGAAUCGUUUAGCAAUUUUAGUAGCAAUGUUCCGCGAAUCGUGUUGACGAGAUUUUCGUCGAUGAUCCAACGAUUCUCGUUGCUUAAUCCUUCACCGGCGAUCUGCAAGAAAGUCGCGAUAAUCAGAUAAAAAUAUAUGAAUUUUGACUCUGGGAGGAUUCGAAACCGCACCAGUUGUCCGCCCUUUCUGAGGAAGGUGUGACGCGGGUUUAGUCCCACAUCGGUUGUGCGCCGAUUUUUCGGGCAAAUAUAUAGUAAUGUUAGCUUUCUAAGCAAAGUUCCUUCUCUCGCGUGUACGACCACUCAUUGCCCCACAGUCGGCUGGCCACCGGUGACGUGGAAGGGGAGUGGCACACACGUGCCCCUAUCGGUCCAAGCCGCUCGAGCCCCUGCUCGCGGCUACUCCCCGACUGAGCUUCCGACCCACUUGCGGGCCCGGCUGACCGGCGGGUCCCCCCAUUUUGUAAUAUUUUAGUUUUAUUUCUUUUUCUUCAUUUAUCUCAAAAGUAAGACUAUAAAAAUCAUAUAAAUUCGUAUAAAAUCACAUAAUUAUUGAAAAAAUCACAUUAAUCAACUGAAAACCACUUUUCACACAUUAACAUAAAUAUAAGUCUAUUUAUCACGAGUUAAGGCUAAAAUUAUAUUAUUUACUAAUUAUUAACUCAUGAUAAUGAAGACUUAUUAGAUAGCCAAUGACUAGCUUUGUCUCUAAGUGUAUGAGGGAAUAAUUUCAUCUUAAUAAUUUCCGGUGUAACUUGAGGGAGAUUAACUAAAUCAUAGACCAUAUAAAUUUUUUCUAAGUGCUGAUGAGGUUCCUCUAAAGGCAAUCCAUGAAAAUUAAGGAGCAUUUGAAAAAUUCUUGGAUUUAUUUCGAAUUUAACAGUGGGUGCUAAUGGGACUCUAAUAUUGGAUGCUCUUUGAAAUGAAUAAGGGAUAUAAUGAUUUUUCAUAGCCAUAGGAUUGCUCUCAAUUUGACCUGUACUUCCUUCAGGAUCCAUCAAAAUUAAUUUUUCUUUCGGAUUUUUAGUUUUGAAUGAAAUAAUGAAAGUAUUUUGUAGCCUUGGAUGCAAGGAUCUUCUACCAUACAUAAAAAAUCAAUAAAUUUGAGGGAAAAGUUUAGUAAUUGUUACCCUCCUUCAGUAUGCUCCAGUCCUUGCCUUGCUUCUUUUCGUUCCCUUUUUCUAAAAAAAUUUCGACAAGAAAAAAAUAAAAGAAGAGUUAAUUUUGUUUUAUUUUUUUUAUUUACUCUAAGAGAAUAACAGAAAAAUACUAAAUAUUAUGCAAUACAUCCCUGACAAUGGCACCAAAAUUUGACGUGACUUAGUCAUUGUAUAUUAAAUCACGCAAAUCUAAAAAUUUAUAAAACUAGAAAAUAUGAUUUUUUGGAUAUUUAGAAGUAUUUCCAAACAAAUAUAUCAAUUAUAAUUCAAUAAAACUUCCACAAAAUAGCGGUAAUUUUUCAGUCGAUCACAGGGAUGUAAUAUAAUAUUUGGUAAUUAUUCAGAAUUUUCCUCAAAGAAUACUAUUUUCUAUGAAUUUAUACUAGUAAAUGAAAAGGAAAUAUAUUUAAAAUUCAUGAAAAAGGAAACUAAGGGUGCAGACGUCACGAUGAUGUCAGUGCUCGGCAAACACGAAUCGAGCAGAAACAGAGUUCUGUCUGGCGAUUCUUAUGUAAGCAAUUACAAAUAAUUUAAUUGAUCAAAUUAAGAUCUAUAAAAGUCGAAAGAAUCGUAAUGAAAUGGAGUAUAUCUUGGUAAAUUUAAAAUCAACAAAUUAUCACUAAAAGAAGUGAAAAUUAAGUUGAAAGCAGGAAAACAGAGUUCUGGCGUCACGGCGGCGAUGCGUCGGCAAUGCACCGGAAUCCUGAGCGUUCGGGAGGAUAAUCGUGUAGUGUCCACGGCCUCAAAGGUUCUCCUUGGACAAGGACGAUGUGGGCAAUCUCUAGAUCUCCUUGCAAAGUCUAGAGAUCAAUGAAAUGGGUCGUCGAAUCAUCUCGGCGGUUGUCACUCGGCGGAGCAGAAAAACGACGACUUUGCAGCUCUUCGGCUGCUAUCACCCGACAGAGAGGAGCUAGAUGGAGGUAGGGCGCGUGUUAGGGAGCUUCAUCCUCAGGUCCACGCAGCAAGAGGAGGCUCUUCAUCGCAUCUGGUAUGCUCUCAGGAGGUGACGACUCAUCUCUCAGCAGAUCGUCCUCUUCCCGACGAUGGCUUGUUCGUCGAUCAAUCGGAGAUGCUUUACUCAAUGGAUUUGCGAUCCUUUUAUCGCGAAUCGUUCAGCAAUUUUAGUAACAAUGCUCCACGAAUCGUGUUGA